Molecule: messenger RNA, 2014 nt
Organism: Leguminivora glycinivorella
Lineage: Eukaryota; Metazoa; Arthropoda; Insecta; Lepidoptera; Tortricidae
Product: proton-coupled amino acid transporter-like protein pathetic
Exons: 9
Coding region: 209-1402 (397 amino acids)
Biological process (GO): amino acid transmembrane transport
Cellular component (GO): vacuolar membrane
Molecular function (GO): amino acid transmembrane transporter activity
Source: RefSeq, a predicted model, not a curated record
CUUGUUUACACAUCUUUAUUUAAGCAGAUCCAAAGAACAAAAACGUUCCGGUGGAGGCCAACAGGCCUGUAAUCCGCCCGCGUCCGGAUUUUGUUUUAAAAGCAAUUGGACAAGAAGCUAGAGACUAUGACUAUGCCGCUGCUAGGAUUCAAGGAGGACAAAUAAAAACCACGAAUUUCAUAGAAACAGUGGGCAACUUCAUCAAAGCAUGUCUGGGCGGAGGCGUGGUCGGUAUCCACGCGGCCUACAAAAAGUGUGGACUGAUCAGUGGGCUUAUCAUCAACAUCCUGGCGGAUUUAUGCUUGUACACAGUAAGAUGAUUCUGGUGUCGUCAGCCCAGCUGAUGUACGGACGGCUACAGGUGCCAAGUCUCACGUAUCCCGAACUCGCCGAGGCGUCACUGAAGACAUGCCCAUUUCCAAAGCUAGCUAAAUAUAGUAGCGUCUUCAGGUAUAUGGUAGACACAACUAUCUGCAUAAACCUCUUCGGCUCUUGCUGCGUGUACUCAGUGAUAAUAGCUCGAACGAUAAAACAACUACUGGAACUGGCAAAUGUAGUCGCAGAAGCAAGUUUACGGGUCUACAUUGCCUACAUGCUCAUUCCCUUAGUUCUCAUCGCCAUGAUUUUGAAUUUGAAGUACUUGGCGCCAUUCUCUAUCGUGGCGAACCUAUUAUUGAUACUUUUGGCUUUCUCUACAAUAUACUACGGAUCGAAAGCAGCCACCAAGUCCCCCACGGAGUUUCCAUUGAUCAAGGACGCAGAAGGCUUCUUUGAGUUUCUCGGAGUCUGCAUAUUCAGCAUGGAAGGCAUGGGAAUGACGAUUCCUAUUGAGAACUUUAUGAAGAAACCGAAACAUUUUCCUUCGGUAUUAUGCGUGGGGAUGUCUGCGGUGAUUAGCAUUGUAGCGACAAUUGGAUUCUUCGGCUACUGGGGUUUUGGUGAAGAGGCCAGUACUCCUAUCACUAUGAAUUUUCCGUGGGAACCCUACCCGAUCAUUUUGAAAAGCAGUUUGGCUGUGGUUCUCUACGUGACGUUUGGUCUUAACUUCUGGGCCCCCUUCAACCUGGUGUGGUACUACAUCAAGGUCAAACACAACCCGAACAGAUAUUGGUGUACAGAGCGUGUGUACAGAGCUAUAAUUGUGAUCGCGCUUGUCUUGUUUGCCAUAGCAUUCCCGAACAUCAAUGCCUUUAUGGGGUUUAUCGGUUCCUUCGGGGUCGGUUUAAGCGGCUUCAUGUACCCAGCCACCAUCGAUAUCAUAGUCAAGUGGCAUGACCCUGGCCUCGGUUGGCACAAGUGGAAGCUUGGCAAGUUCUUCCUGGUUUUCGCUUUUGGCAUGUUCCUGUGUCUUAUGGGGGGCUACUGCAACCUCAGGAACUUAUUGACGGAGUCCGAUGCGUAAUCAUUUGCACCAACCCAAGAAGUGCGACCAAAAAGUCUCAUUAUAUUUGAAAAAGAUAACUUGGCCGUCACCUUUGGUCUUCAAAAAACCUAAUGCGCAGACGUUUUUCGGAAUACGACAUGCUGACAAAGCUAAGUAAGAAUUAUCUAUUAGUCUCGCCUGGCUUUCAGAUUCCUAAUUGGCAAACGAGGCUUACCUAAUUAUUUGGGAUUUUUAAAAAUAUGUACCUAUUGUCGAACUACACGAGGCACAAAUAGCUACCUCCUGGAGCUGGAGCUACCUAAGUUUGCUAUUGCGAGAAAUGUUUGAAUAUCAGACGCUUAUAUCCCAUACCAAAUUACAAUAUUGUUCUGCCUCCCGAGGACAUAAGUAAAGUACCUAACUGUCGACAACGAAUAGUGAAUGCAAAAAAUCUUAAAGCUUUGAAACGAUUUUGUGUCACCCGAUUGCGCUGCACAAUACAAUGAGACAUGACCAAAUGAGAUGAGCAAGAGAGAUGUGGUGCAAGUGUUACGGUUAAAAGGUUAAACAAUGUAAGUACUUGGGGAUUUAGAAGAUGUUACUUAAGUGAAGUCUUUGUAACAAUUUGUAAAUAUAGCAUUUGUAAAUGUU